AUGGGGGACCAAGGCAUGAUGAAUGUGUUUUGCCUGCAAGGGCAGUCGCGCCGAUCAUGUUUGCCGCAGCAACACUUGGCCCUUCUAACCGUCACCCCUCAGGCCCUGGACAAACAGUUUCGACAGCAGCAACUGGCCUAUGCCCGCCUUGUGAACGAGCCGUCGUCAGAGGCGACCGAGUUGCGCGCUCGCGUCAGCAAGGAUCGGCAGCAGCUCGUCCACGCUUUUCUUCAGCGCGAUCCUUCGAUCGCAGCGACUAGCGCCCCUCUGUCCGUUCACCUGGACGCUCUGGCCAAGCUACGCACGGCCCAUCUGCUUCAGCGCGAACUGGCAGAGCAGUUGGCUGAGCACGGCCUGCGCGCCGCGACCAGCUCCCAAAUAGAUCCUCAGUCCGCCCGCGCCCUUUGUGAUGCUGUCCUGCAUCUGAUUACCCAUCACAGCCGAGACAGUUCUCCUCUGGCCUCGACCCCUGGGCACAGCCAUCAAGUCUUGGAUGAGGAUGCCGCUGAACCCUCCUCGGACGAGGACGGGGCCGAAGAUGAUGUCGGCUCGGACCAACCAAGCAGCGCCGCGCCCCUCUCCACGAGCCGCCGUGGCUCGCGUGAAGACGUCUUGGCGCCGCAGCGGCCCUCAUAUGAUUUUCUUCCUAAGCAGGGCUCCAAUUUUCGUCUCAGCGCCCUCGUGAGCCAGCGCGGCAGCUGCACCAGUCUCAGCUCCGUGGACUCAGAAUGCGAUCUGGGCGAGAUCUCCCAAGUCCCUCUACUUGGCCUGUAUGUUCUUACUGCCAACGUACACCUGGCCCAGGCGGCCAUCGAAACAUUGCAGCUCCACAGCGAUCGUCUCUCCAAUGAUGAUUGGACGCGUCUGCUGCUGUUGGCUGUGGCCGAUGCCGCCCUCUUGCACCCAGAGCUACGCGACUCGGCCAUUUCAGCCCUUGUCCAGGUUCUUGCCAACCAAGAAUUCUCAUACACCGUCGCCUCACUUGUGUGCCAUGCGUUCCUCGAGGCCGGUGCUGGGCCGGCAUUGGCGCCGCUCGAAGAGAUCUUUGCCGAUUUGGAUUUUGACAUGCUCAGCCCGGCUUACAUGCACUCCUUUGAGGACUUGGUCCAGCUGGCCGGCGGCGAGGUUUAA
Molecule: messenger RNA, 1131 nt
Organism: Monosiga brevicollis MX1
Lineage: Eukaryota; Choanoflagellata; Craspedida; Salpingoecidae
Exons: 4
Coding region: 1-1131 (376 amino acids)
Source: RefSeq, a predicted model, not a curated record